Molecule: messenger RNA, 402 nt
Organism: Prorocentrum cordatum
Lineage: Eukaryota; Dinophyceae; Prorocentrales; Prorocentraceae
Source: the annotation of a GenBank genome assembly
AUGGGGCUGGACGGCUGCGGCGGAAGCUCUGAAGAGGCGGAAUGCUCGGAUCUCCACGUGUCCCUCCACGUGUUUUUCGGCUUGUGGCGCCACGACUUCAGCUGCGGCAGCCUCGAGCGGCUCCCACAGCUGCUCAGCUGCGACAGCUCCUGCUCGAGCGAUCGGCCCGAGGACGCCGCCGUGAACGUCGGCGAGAGUGUCAACAAAGAGCUCUUGAUGGCCGGGUGCGCGGCUCACUCCGGGCGCGGCGCGGCCGCGGGGCCGCCAGGGCUGUCCAGAGGCUGCCUGCCCAGGCGAGCAGCAAGGGAGCAAGAAACAGCGCGGCCUCCUGGCCCAGGGAACGGCGAUAUCGGCCAUGGCCGCGCUGGGGGGCUGCCCGGGGCGCGGGGUCGCCGGAGAUAG